AAUCGCCGAGAGCGGUUAGGACGUGCAGGGCAGUAAGGAAUCGUGGGGAGGAGGAGACGGCGGAAUCGCCGAGGAUUGCCGAAGCGGCCAUCUUGCCGGGCUCGGGCAGUGAGAGGGAGAGUGGGGUUCCGGCUUUCUCGUCAGAGGCGAAAGUCCGGGCGCCGCCGGACACCGAGAGGGAGAGAGAGGCGGGGGUUGUCAAUAGCAAUAACCGGGGCAGGAGGGUGAGGAGGAGGGUAGUGGAGGGAAAGAAGCGGGUGAAAGUAAAAUACAAAUACCCGGGGCGUUUAUUCGUGUUUUAUGCCCCCGCCGCCCCGAAACCCCUGACCCCACAACUUUGCGGAGAGCCCCCACCCCGGGCCCCUAGAGGCCCUGAAGCCUCGGGGCUUGAGUGAAGAAUAAGCCUGGCUGCGCCUCAGCUCCGCCGGUGAUCACCGCAAAUGUGAGGACGGACACCCCCCCCCCCCCAAACACCCAGCCGGAACUUUUAUUUUAACUUUAUUUGUUAAUUUUAAUGACCUCUAUACGAUUUCUUUUCUGCUGGAGUCUCUUCCCCGUCAGCACCUACCUCGCACCCUAACCCCCCUCCCCCCCCCCUCCCCCAUUCUGCUGCUGAUCAGUUUAAACUAGUUUGUUUUAGGGGCAGUUGGAUGACACUCUUCGCUGCAAAUAUUCUCUAGAUUUCCUUCCCUUUUAUUUUAAUUUAAAAGUUUUUGUUUCCUCUGUGUGUGUGUGUGUGUGUGGGCGGGCUCCCUUUCAAAGUCCAGAGAUGACCACCAGAACACCAUUGCCUCCAGUCAAUGAGUCUGAUCAGCACACAGGGGGUCACCCAGACCCUCCGCUCCAGUCAAAGUCGAGCAGCAGGUCCAGCAUGCCGCGAUGUCGCAACUCCAUUGCCACCACCACAGAGGAUACUCCGCACAUUGGGAACUACCGGCUGCUCAAAACUAUUGGCAAAGGCAAUUUUGCCAAGGUCAAGCUGGCACGACACGUUCUCACUGGCAAGGAGGUUGCUGUUAAAAUAAUUGAUAAAACUCAGCUGAACUCUUCUAGUCUGCAAAAGUUGUUUCGUGAAGUGCGAAUAAUGAAGAUUCUAAAUCAUCCUAAUAUAGUUAAAUUAUUUGAAGUUAUAGAAACGGAAAAAACACUGUAUUUAGUAAUGGAGUACGCCAGUGGGGGGGAAGUAUUUGAUUAUUUAGUUGCACAUGGAAGAAUGAAAGAAAAAGAAGCAAGAGCAAAAUUCAGACAGAUAGUAUCUGCUGUGCAGUACUGUCACCAGAAGUGCAUUGUUCAUAGGGACCUGAAGGCCGAGAACUUGCUGUUAGAUGGAGAUAUGCACAUAAAAAUAGCAGACUUUGGCUUCAGUAAUGAAUUCACACUGGGGAAUAAAUUAGACACAUUCUGCGGAAGUCCGCCUUAUGCUGCUCCCGAGCUUUUCCAGGGGAAGAAAUACGAUGGACCAGAGGUAGACGUUUGGAGUCUUGGAGUGAUCCUUUACACACUCGUGAGUGGUUCGCUGCCCUUUGAUGGACAGAACUUGAAGGAACUGCGAGAGAGAGUGCUGCGAGGCAAGUAUCGAAUCCCUUUUUACAUGUCCACAGACUGUGAAAACCUACUGAAGAAAUUCCUGGUACUAAAUCCAGCCAAACGAGGCAGCUUAGAGCAAAUAAUGAAAGAUCGCUGGAUGAAUGUUGGUUAUGAGGACGAUGAGCUGAAACCGUACACAGAUCCUGAGCCAGACUACAAGGACCCCCGGAGAACAGACCUCAUGGUAAACAUGGGAUACACUCGGGACGAGAUCACUGACUCUUUGGUGAACCAGAAGUACAACGAAGUCAUGGCGACGUAUCUGCUGCUGGGCUGGAAGACCUCUGAGUUGGAUGCAGAUUCGCUGUCCACUAGUAACUUGUGUUUGAAGCCACGCACUGACCAUACAAACAGUAACGCACAGUCCCCCUCCAACAAGAUACAGCGAAGUGUCUCAUCCAGUCAGAGACCACGUCGGAUCAGUGAACAAGCUGGUCCCACUAACCCCAGCAGCAACUCCUAUUCCAAGAGGAACCAGGCAAAUAGCACUGACUCCAAACACCAGGAUGAGGAGAAGGACAGUUCACGGCGCUCCAACAGCAAUGUGAAGGUGCCAGCCAGUCCCCACACUGGCUCAGACAGGAAGAAGUCAAACACGCCAUCCUCUAUGAACAACACACUGACCAGCAGUGUGAGCCGUGACAGGAACUCCCCAAUGGCAGAUCGAGCUGGUACAGGUCAACAAGGCAAUGUACAAAACAGCAAAGACAGUUCGUCAGUACCAAGCUCCAGAGUAUCCUCCAUGUCUGUCAGUUCGGCAAGAACCCGGCACACGAAAUCUAUGUCCACCUCUGUUCAUCCAUCCAAAAACACAGCAACUAAUAAUGACGCUCAGCGUCCAAGCACUGCUCCCCAGCGGAUCCCUGUCACCUCACCCUCUGCUCACAAUGUUACUGCUGCCACUGAGCCCAGCAACUUCCCAAGGGGUGUCGCUAGCCGGCGCACCAUUGACGGGGGGCAGCUCCGACAGUUCCGCGAUCAACAGAAUGCUGCGUUCAAUGGCCCCCCUGCCUCACCCACCUUGUCUCAUGGCAACAGCCAAGCACGGAGAGGGGCAUCUGGCAGCAUCUUCAGCAAGUUCACCUCCAAAUUUGUCCGCAGGAUGCCUAUUGAGGGAGACGGCAGAGAGGGAGCUGAGAGCUCAAGAUCCAAUCUUAGUGCAGAGAAAGACGAGAAUAAAGAUGCCAAACCUCGGUCGCUACGCUUCACAUGGAGCAUGAAGACAACAAGUUCGAUGGAGCCCAAUGAGAUGAUGAAAGAGAUCGGCAAGGUGCUGGAUGCCAAUAACUGUGAGCAUGAGGGACGGGAGCGGUACAUGCUGUUCUGUAUGCAUGGGGACCCCGCCAAGGACAACCUGGUACAAUGGGAGAUGGAGGUGUGCAAACUUCCCCGACUGUCCCUCAACGGAGUCCGUUUCAAACGCAUAUCUGGCACCUCCAUAGCAUUUAAGAAUAUAGCGUCCAAAAUUGCCAAUGAACUCAAGCUGUAAGGAAGGCUGUGCGAACUUGUCCAAGGUUGUUGGAGGCACCAGCUUUAAUCGGGACAUGAGUGAGAACUCGAGCUGACACUUUCUGGGCUGGAAUCUUUCAGUUUUGAGAUUUAUUUUUUGCAUUAGUGUUUUAAGUUUAUUUUUUAGUUUUUUUUAUCUGACUGAUCAUGUAUUGCACACAUUCUUGACAUGUCACUGUGGGAUGGCAGAUUUGUUGAACUCCACCCCCCUUCUCUUUCCUUAUCCCCCAUAUACUUCUCCCUGUUUAUGGUGAGUUGAAGCGGAGGCCAUUAAUCUGGGAUCUCACAUCGUGCACUACACUAACUUAUGUAGUGAGUGGAUCUGUCUCAGAUACUUGAGAUGAAGAGGAGCAGGUUUAUUACUUGUGGCCUGAAAGGAGUAAGCAAUAGUGAGAGAAACUUUUUAAACUCAGCAGUUGCCUAAUUAUAGACUCAUAAUUGUCACAUUUGUCGGUUUAAAAGUAAUAUCCUAUUCCUCCUCCUAUUCCCCCCCCCCUCUUUUCCACCUUCUCCUGAUUUCCAUGCUUCACCUACAUUGUUCUCCCACUCCUGUACAAUCAUCAUCAUCCGUAGGAGAACUGGGCCUGAAUAAGGUUUAAUUCUCAGAAUUCCUGCUGUUAACUUGUUUCCAGGGAGAAUGAGCCGCGGCCCUUAUCCAAGAUGUGUGCCUUUACUGAGCAGCUGUAGCCUGUAACCUGGUGCCAAUGGGCUCUCUGCCCAGUUUCCUGAUGUCGACUGAGGGGUGACUGGAGUUGGGCGAUGGGGGCUCACUUUCUGGAAUCCUUAUGUUCUUAAUGUACCUCUUACAUUUCCUACCCUCUCUUACCACCACUCACUCUUACUCCACCCUCCAAGCUCUCAUCCUUUCUUUUCCCCACCCCACUUCUUGAUUCCUGGUACACUACAAAACCAACACUAUCUGCUAACGUGCCCAGGGGCUGUUCAAAAUCCGGCUCCUUCCUUGUGAAUCAGGAGGUCGGAACACUGCAUCUCUACACAAAAUAAUCAUGGCUGUUUCAAAGUUGUUGUUUCCAAUUCAUUCUGGAAUUCCUGUUUAGGCUUAUUUAGUGAAUAACCCCUUUUAAUAGUUUCUGCAACCCAGCCAAGGCCUCUUCCCUAACCCAAAGCAACUUCGAUAAGGUUGGAGAAGGGAAGGGGUUUUGGAAGGUUUUUGCUGUUUAAGUUUCUGAAAGGAUUUUUAAAUUGUAAAUUAAUUAAUGCAAUCUUCUUCCUGUCUUUUGUUUUCUGUCUUUUUAAAAAAUCAAUUAAAAACAGUAGAUGAAUCACAAAUUAUUGACAGAUGUUCUUUAUCCAGCUGAAUGUUGAGCUCCCAGGUUUUUUAUUGUGGGCCAUUCCUUUUGUAUUGCCCACCAGAAUAAUUUAACCCUGGAUUAAACUUCCAAGGCAGGAAUUUCUUCCUGGAUUCCAAUCAUAUUUUUGUUCAACCUGUGAUGGUUAUGUAGCCUCUGGUCUGUUAGAUGCAGUGUUGGGCCCAUAUUAACUGUGAUUAUUUCAUUUUGCAUUACUAUUACCAGAGCAUUACAAAGAGAUGUGACAAAGCAGUGUAUUUAUAAACUUUACCUAUAAUCUCCUCAAAUUGCCUGUUUUCACCCAUCCAAAGUGAAAAGAUUAUACUUUUCCCUGAUUCCUUUGCUCCUCCUGCCCAGUUACUGUACUUGGAUCUCCCUGAUGCUCAGAUGGUGUCAGUCGUAAGUUGGACACGGAUCAGUAGCUGCAUCGUUUGUUGGUCACCGUCAAGGACGCUACUUCGAUGUAGGAACCAUGAGCUCACAUCUGGACAGCUCCAGUUGAAAGCCUGGUCUCUCUGAUCCUUAUCCCAAGAAACAACAGGAGCUGCCACCCAGUUUCUGGAUUGUAAAUACCCCCCUUUAGAUCUUUGUGGAGGGGGUUUGGAGUAAAAAGACAUUAGCCUAUUUGGACCUGCUGUUGUCUGAGAUUCUGAUGCCAGUUUGUGAGCUAGGAUGCAGUAAUCAGUGUUGGUGUCCAAGAAGGGAAGAGUGACAGGAGAGGUAGGGUACUGAAUGGUGCGUAGAGAAGAGACCUGGCACAUAUACUGGAGAAGCAGUUAUCAAGCUGGAGGAAUUCUCCCCAUUCAAGGGUUGGGGGUGAAGGACACGUUGCUGGGCUGUGAAAUGUGUUUUUAGGAUAGCCAUGUUUGGGUAGGAGCAGAGUUGGGUCUCUCCUCCAGCUAUCUACCCUUUUUUUGAGUGUGUGUAUACUGCUGAUUAGAGUCGAGUAAAGAUGAGUGGAUUGAGGGAGUCAGGAUGAGACUGAACAGGUGAAGAGACAGUACUAGAUGCACCCAGUAUUUGGUUUAGUUUCCAACAACCCUUGGCCCCAUCUCCAGUCCCUGUCUAAGUGAAUGCUGGUGAUAGAAACUAACUAAUGAGCAUGUUUGGGGCUAGUCAUCAUGUUAGAGCAAUGACUGAGUCUGACAUUGAACUCUAGGGUUUCUGAGGUUCCAGGGAGGAUGCUUUUCCUAUCUCCAAUGCUUAAACUCAAUGAGGACACGGGGGCUGUCUGAACAAUCACUCUACUAUUCCAACUAAAAUAAACAUCUCAACAAAGGCUUGAACCACCAUUUUGAUUUUCAGGUGAAUCUUUAUUUAGUUGUUUUCAGUUUUAGGUUAUAUAUGUGCAUUUGUACCUUAACAAGCAGAUUUCAAGUUUGAUACUGGAUGCUCCUAAAUGUCAGUGGACAGAGAAACUUGCGAUGCCUGACAUGGAUUCCAGUUAAGAUUCUGUGGCCGUGCACAGUGUGCAUUGAUUAGGCAUAUUCAUAGCCCAAAUCUCUACCAUCUGAGGCCCGAUUUCAAACACAGAAAAUUUGGCAGGGAAUGGGUGAUUCAAGUUCACCUGUUCAUCUCCAGGACUUUGUCCCUGAGUCCAGUGCAGACAGAAGGGAUGAAUGCCUAGAGACCUGAGCCCCAUUCAAUAACUAGUUGGUCCUCAGCUGCUGUAUAACCACAUUUGGUUGCCAUGUGGUACUUAGUCCAGUAACACGAGAUGUGUUUAAUAUAUCUGCGAAGCUACCUGAUUUGUAAACACUGUCCUCCUGACUAAGGCUUUGAUCCAGCUGGGAACUAGCAAAACAAGGUUGGAUACCUUCAGUUCAUAUCUCUUCACAAGCUCAGACAUCUUCUCCUGAUUCGUGCAACACCUCUUCAUUCAGUUUCAGAGAAAUUGAUUUCUUGUUUUAAUUCAACUCGGGUCUUGGCAUACACUGUAACAUAGAGAAAGCUAAUCUUUUAGUUUUGCAGUUGCGUUGUAUUUGCUGAUGUAAAAAAGGACUUGCUUUUCUUGUACUGUAGAUAAAAAUGAGGCUCCUGCUGUCUGUUCAGAUCUCCAUUGUCUUGCCUCAAAUGUGACUAGCGUAUAGAGCUUUUUUGAGACAGAAAUUGGUAACUUGACUGAUCUGAGACUGCAAUGGGACUUGAUAAUUUCCUAAUGGUCCUAUGACCAAGCUGAGUAGCAGUUUACUGAUCAUCUGGUCACCUGCUUAGUUUAAAAGAUGUGUAUAAUAGAUCACCUGUACUGGAAAUGUGUAGAGAUGAUGUGCCAUUUUCCCACUGCUGUAAAUGACCCAAAACAAAUGAAUCCUUUUGCUUCUAAUUUAUGUCUCCUAUAGAAAGAUGUCUGGCUUUGUGUAUCAGAAUGUAUUAUUAACCUGGAGCAACUUCUCACCUGAUAUUUAAUUUGCUCUCAUGCACCCUCCACCCAUCCCAACCACCAUCUUUUCUUCAGUGCAAGAUUCUUAAUCACGUUUACUUUAAAUCUAAAUAGUAAAUUCGGCUGCAGGGGUUUGUUUUUAAAUCCCUGCCUUUUGCCCGAGAUGUCCCAACAGCCUUUGUCCCCAGGACCAGAAUUCUAGCUCUGUGAUCCCUUUGACAAUUGUCAUUCUGUAAUAUACUCACCUCUUUCCUUUUUAUUGCUAAUUAUGGAGAUUGGCUGUUGAAGAAAAGUGCCCCUGUUGAUGGAAAGUUUUGCAAAUCAUCUCUAUGGAGAUGAAAAUUUGUGGUCCAUUCAGACUUGAUAUUUGUACAAAAUAAUUUAAGUAAAAAUGGGGUAGUAACCCCAAUUUCCAAACCCACUUUCCUGGAUUUUGAUGUAUACUUUGCUGCUGUUUCUAAACAGACCCCUUCUCUAGAAUGAUAUUACUAUAAUAUAGUGUUAAACCUUGGCUCUUCUGUUGUCAAGGCACUGGCUUUUGUAGAAACCCUUAUUCGGCUGUCGAGGGUGGCUUCCAUCUGGGGACAACCAUGACUUGCCAAUGGUGAGUCAGGAACCUGAGGCAGUACCAGUCAAAUCACCACCCACCAUUCCCUCUGCCCUCCCUCACCACAACUGUUUCCCUUGUCCGAACAGUCAGAAUUGGCUCUUAAAAGCAUUCAUUAAAACUAUUUGCCUAUAUUAGUAGCACCUAAACAAACUCUACAGUUUCCAUUUGAACAUUUCAUGUGACAUUUUAAAAUAAGACAUUCAGGAUGCUGUAUGCCCUGGUCAAACAAUGGGGAAUCCUAUUUACACUCCAAUUUGGCUGAAGAGGGGUCUGCCAGAUUGAAUUUCAACAUCUGUAAUGCUGGGCACUUUAGAAACUGCUAUGAAAUUAAAUUGUCAAGGGUUUAAGAACCACUUAAAACCUAAUAGAUCUGAUGUGUGUACGGAGGGGAGGGGUGGGUGGUAUAGAGAGGAAUUUUAUUUAAUUUUUUUAAAAUCAUGAGUUUUGGGACACUUUUUUGCAUGACCCAAACUGGGAAGUUGGUUUGUGUAGUUGUUUUUGUGUUAAUUUCUUUGAAUGAUUGAUGCCCUUUCAUUUGAGAAUUGUUUAAUUGGAGCCUGGCACCAGAGGGAGGAAAAUAAUGUAUUAAAUAUGGACUGGGAAAAGUUCACAUUUAUGAUU
This is a messenger RNA of Stegostoma tigrinum, 8017 nucleotides long. RefSeq names its product MAP/microtubule affinity-regulating kinase 2b (gene mark2b). Lineage: Eukaryota; Metazoa; Chordata; Chondrichthyes; Orectolobiformes; Stegostomatidae. Gene Ontology annotation, cellular component: cytoplasm. The transcript is spliced from 18 exons. Bases 770 to 3076 code for a protein of 768 amino acids. The record is from RefSeq and is a predicted model, not a curated record. Gene Ontology annotation, biological process: microtubule cytoskeleton organization; intracellular signal transduction; protein phosphorylation. Gene Ontology annotation, molecular function: protein serine/threonine kinase activity; ATP binding; tau-protein kinase activity.